This is a messenger RNA of Anguilla anguilla (European eel), 2959 nucleotides long. RefSeq names its product ornithine aminotransferase, mitochondrial-like. The coding region runs from base 255 to 1583 and encodes 442 amino acids. Lineage: Eukaryota; Metazoa; Chordata; Actinopteri; Anguilliformes; Anguillidae. Gene Ontology annotation, molecular function: L-ornithine transaminase activity; identical protein binding; pyridoxal phosphate binding. Gene Ontology annotation, cellular component: cytoplasm. The transcript is spliced from 11 exons. The record is from RefSeq and is a predicted model, not a curated record.
GUGUGACAUCGUGGAUCACAGAGGAUUGAAAUUUUAAGAGGAGUCCACAGUUGCCAAGGUAUUUCACGGCAUACCACCCCGAUAUAAUGUGCGUUAUUAGAUAGCCACGCGUUGCGACGGAUUCAUAAAAAAUAAGAAGUCAACGUUACAGAAACGCAGGCACCAGGACAGUCACUGCACAGACUACGUCCCUGCUCCUCCUUCAGGUUGUUAUUGUGACAAAUAAUUCCCGCACCUAAAAACAAUCAAAAGAGAUGUUCUUCAAGGUGAGCUUCGGCCUCGUCCGGGCGGGACCGGCGCUGACCCGAAACGUGCACUCGGGAGUCCGGACUGCCUCCGCAACUGCCUCAAACCUCAGGAGGGUAGAGCGCCCCCUGUCUUCCGAAGAGGUGUUUGCCCGGGAGGAAAAGUAUGGCGCCCACAACUACCACCCACUUCCCGUGGCGCUGGAGCGAGCAGAAGGCCUGCAUGUGUGGGACGUGGAAGGCAACAGGUACUAUGACUUCCUGAGCGCGUACAGCGCGGUCAACCAGGGCCACUGCCAUCCCAAGAUCAUUGCCGCUCUCAAAGACCAGGCCUCCAAGCUCACCCUCACCUCGCGGGCCUUCUACAACAACGUGCUGGGCGAGUACGAGGAGUUAAUCACCAACCUGUUUGGGUACCACAAGGUCCUGCCCAUGAACACAGGCGUGGAAGCUGGUGAGACGGCCUGCAAGCUGGCCCGUAAAUGGGCGUACAGCGUGAAGGGAAUACCCAAGUACAAAGCCAAGAUUGUUUUCGCAAACGGAAAUUUCUGGGGACGCACCAUGGCGGCCAUCUCCAGCUCCACUGACCCCAGCAGCUAUGAUGGCUUCGGCCCCUUCAUGCCUGGCUUUGAGCUCAUUCCCUACAACGACCUGCCUGCACUGGAGCGGGCGCUGCAGGACCAGAACGUGGCCGCCUUCAUGGUGGAGCCCAUCCAGGGCGAGGCUGGGGUGGUGGUUCCAGACCCGGGGUACCUCACCAAAGUGAGAGAGCUCUGCACCCAGCACAACGUGCUGUUCAUCGCCGACGAGGUGCAGACGGGGCUGGCCAGGACGGGGCGGAGGCUGGCUGUGGAUCACGAAGCCGUGCGUCCAGACCUGGUGCUCCUGGGCAAGGCGCUGUCUGGGGGAGUCUACCCUGUGUCCGUGGUGCUGUGCGACGACGAGGUGAUGCUGACCAUCAAGCCCGGGGAGCACGGCUCCACGUACGGAGGAAACCCUCUCGGCUGCCGGGUCGCUAUCGCCGCCCUGGAGGUCCUGGAGGAGGAGAAACUGGCAGAGAACGCUGAGAAGAUGGGCCAGCUGCUACGGGCGGAGCUAAGGAAGCUGCCCAGCGACGUCGUCACCAUGGUGAGGGGCAAGGGCCUCCUCAACGCCAUCGUCAUCAAGGAAACUAAAGAAUAUGACGCCUGGAAGGUGUGCUUGCGCCUGAGAGACAACGGUCUACUGGCCAAGCCCACGCACGGUGACAUCAUCAGGCUGGCCCCUCCCCUCAUAAUCAAGGAGGACGAGAUCAGAGAAUGUGUGAGAAUCAUUCAAAAGGCAAUCUUGUCCUUCUAAAGCCGCUGACCCCAGGGCAGUACCAUGUAGUUCCUCCAUGGACGACACCCUCCUUUGGUGAUUUCCGAUUUAACCUUUUGCUGUGGACUAAAUUUACAUAGAAAAUAAAAAAAAUAGAAAAUAAUUGCACAGUUAAAUGUUUCUGUUUCAAUACGCCUUUAAUAAAUAUACAGAAUUAAUGUAUACAGAAAGGACUCUUUUCCACAUGUCAGGGGUGCACAAUGCCAGUUUUGGAGGGCGGGUGAGUGUGCUGGUUUCCAACCAAUUAUCUUGCAGUCAGUGGCUGCAGCUGGUGCUUAUGCAAAUGUCAGAUCACGAUAUGAUUACGUUAAUUAUAUAAUAAAGAGCAGAAUUUGGCACAAAUUCCUGAAAUUGACCAGCCCUUGAUGUGCACCCCUUUCAUGUGCCUUGAGCCGUCUGAAGAGAAUGUGUAACAGACUCUAAACUUCAAAGAUGUAAAGUAUGUGCAUAAUUAUGGGCUCUGUGGUAUCAAAUCUUUGUUUGAGUCCUGAGUAUGGGAUUUAAGAAAAUGUUACAUGUUAAAAUGUUGUUAACUUGUUAAAAUUGCUUAGAAAAUUGUACAAUUGUUACUUUUCAAUUAAUAUAUCAUAAAAAUCCUUUUGAGGACCAAAGCACUGUUUGGUCAAACCAGAAUUGUUUCCUUUUGUUUUGAAAGCGUUCAGAGGAAAAAGCAUGUUUUGUCAAAUUAUUGAAAUGCUUCUGUUCAGCCCUUAUUAAUUUAAGUCAUAUUUUCAACCUCGGUUGCCUUUUGCAGGUUUUGUGUUCACAACACAGCUUCUGUGUUACUGGGCACACCUGUUUGCCUGUGGUGUUACAUGUGAGUACUCUUGAGUUUCUUAGCUUUGGGCUGCUGAGAGAACCAACUGAAAACAAGGGUGAAAUGGAGGUGGGAGAAGAGGCCAGUCCUCCCACCAAGACAGCUGAAGUUCAGACCUUCCAGCGUUAGUUUCACUGACACCCGGCAAUUUCACAAUUCGAUCAGUUAGGCGUUAUGGCAGUAUUAUGCUCAGGGUGAUCAGUAAUGCUCUGAUGGAGAUUUCCCAUCAGCACAUGCUGUAGGCUGACUGGAAUUCAUAGACUGAACUUGGCUGUUGCACUUUAAAAAAAUUUUUUUUACCAUUUUUUACAACUGCCCAGAUUUACACUUGUAUAAUUUGGAAUAUACUGUUUGUGCGUCGUGUUUCCUCUGGUGAUGUUAUUUCUUUGGAGUUUAUUUGUAAAGAGUGCUUUGGUUUCAGUUCUGGAGAAGUGGUUUAAACAUCGGUAUUCUGUUGCACGUUGAAUAUGUCUUAAUCAUCAAUAAUUUGUUGUAAGUUGUUCCAGAAUAUUCUUAUAAUAAAUUUAUGGAGGAUCCA